Messenger RNA from Callorhinus ursinus (northern fur seal), 2164 nucleotides. RefSeq names its product NOP53 ribosome biogenesis factor (gene NOP53). Gene Ontology annotation, molecular function: 5S rRNA binding. The record is from RefSeq and is a predicted model, not a curated record. Gene Ontology annotation, cellular component: nucleolus. NCBI's taxonomy places the organism in Eukaryota, Metazoa, Chordata, Mammalia, Carnivora, Otariidae. Gene Ontology annotation, biological process: ribosomal large subunit assembly; rRNA processing.
GGCGACCGAAUGCUUCCUUUGCCAAGAUGGCGCCGGGAGGUAGUGGCGGCGGCGGCACGCAUUGCUCGAAAAGCGAGGCCGAUUCCGGCUUCCUGGGACUGCGGCCCACUUCGGUGGACCCGGCGCUGAGGCGGCGGCGGCGAGGCCCAAGAAAUAAGAAACGAGGCUGGCGGCGGCUCGCACAGGAGCCGCUGGGGCUAGAAGUUGACCAGUUCCUGGAGGACGUGCGCCUGCAGGAGCGCACGAGCGGUGGCUUGGUAUCAGAGGCCCCGGAUGAGAAACUCUUCUUCGUGGACACCGGCUCCAAGAAAAAAGAGCCAAACAAGAGGAGGAUCAAAAGCCAGAAAAGGUCACUUCUUCUCAAGAAACCCCUUCGUGUUGACCUCAUCUUAGAGAACACGUCCAAGGUCCCUGCCCCCAAAGACAUCCUUGCCCACCAGGUCCCCAAUGCCAGGAAACUCAAACGGAAGGAGCAGCUAUGGGAGAAGCUGGCCAAGCAGGGCGAGCUGCCCCGGGAGGUGCGCAGGGCCCAGGCCCGGCUCCUCAACCCUCCCGCGACCAAAGCCAAGCCUGGGCCCCAAGACACCAUCAAGAGGCCUUUUUAUGAUCUCUGGGCCAAAGACAACCCUCUGGAGCGACCCCUGGCCGGCCAGGACACCUUUUUCCUGGAGCAGACCAAGAGGAAGGGGGUGAAGCGGCCGCCACAUCUGCACACCAAGCCCUCCCAGGUCCCUGCCGUGGAGGUGACACCGGCUGGAGCCUCCUACAACCCAUCCUUUGAGGACCACCAGACCUUGCUGCUGGCGGCCCACGACGUUGAGCUGCAGCGGCAGAAGGAGGCGGAGAAGCUGGAGCGGCAGCUGGCCCUGUCCCCCUCGGAGCAGCCUGCCACCCAGGAGUCUGCCUUCCAGGAGCUGUGCCAGGGGCUGCUGGAGGAGUCAGACGGGGAGGGGGAGCCGGGCGAGGGCCCAGACAAGGGCCCCGAGGCGGAGGCCGGAGGGGAGCAGGCCGCAGGCGCCGAGGCGUCCUCCGCACCCGGCCGCCUGGCCGCCGUGGAGAAGAAGACGGAGCAGCAGCGGCGGCGGGAGAAGGCGGCCCGGAAGAUGCGGGUGCAGCAGGCCGAGGUGCGGGCCGCGCGGCUCCGGCACCAGGAGCUCUUCAGGCUACGCGGGAUCAAGGCCCAGGUGGCGCGGCGGCUGGCGGAGCUGGCGCGGCGGCGGGAGCAGCGGCGGGCGCAGCGGCUGGCGGAGGCCGACAGGCCCCGGAGGCUGGGGCGGCUCAAGUACCAGGCCCCCGACAUCGAUGUGCAGCUCAGCUCAGAGUUGUCUGACUCUCUCAGGACCCUAAAGCCUGAAGGCAACAUUCUCCGCGACCGUUUCAAGAGCUUCCAGAAGAGAAACAUGAUCGAGCCUCGGGAGAGAGCCAAGUUUAAGCGCAAGUACAAAGUGAAGCUCGUGGAGAAGCGGGCGUUCCGUGAGAUCCAGUUAUAGCCGCCGUGGGAUGCCGGAGCCCCCACCCCACAGUAAAACACCGCUGACUGACACCCCGUGUGACUUGUCUCUCUUCUGGGGGCAGCUUCCCUCUCUCUCGGUGUCUCUCUCUAGCACCAGAACAUUCGUCUCCACUAAAGCCCGGUGUGGCAAGAUCUUAGGGAAAGUAGGCAGAGGAGAUGGGGCUUGCAGGCCGGUGGGGGGCCGGGGGGAGGAGGAGUGGAGAUCCCAGCUGGGUGUCUGACGGGACACAGUCCACAUCUUUCUGCCCGGGUGACUGAGAGGCAGAUCUUGGGUAUAACCCUGUCGCAUGGGUGUUGCUGACGUUGGCCGAGCACCCUACUGUACCUUUAAGCAGAUGGACUCCCUCCCAAGAGGGGGCCAUAAAGGUGAGGGACCUGAAGCGCAUCAGAAGGAACUAAUCCCUCCUCCCCAUACCGCUUUAAAAAGGAUUUUUUUAAAAAAACCUUUUUUCUACAAGUAACAGAGGACUGUAUUCUCAUUGUAAAUCGCUGAUUGACAUAAAGAUACCAAAGCACCGUAAUUACUGCCCUGAGCCUUUGUUUUCCAGUCAAACCCAUUCCCUUCUCUGCAAAAGUAACUGUCACUGCAGUUCAAUGUGAAUGAUUCCAGUAUGUUCCAUGUGUGAUUCUAUUAAAUUAUACAUAAAAGUA